UAUACAUAUAAUCUGUGGUAAUAAUUACAAAUUUUCUUUAUAUAAUUUUAUUACUUUAUUGUAAGUUAUAAAAAGUCAAGUAAACCGACUUAUACUAUUAUUUCAGUGUUAUUAAUUGAAUUAAAAUCUGUGUUUUGUAAUUUUGUAUGGUGCGCGUAAGUAGUUUUUUAUCGUGGUCAAUUAAUGAUGUAUUUUUACUGAGAACAUAAUAUUACUUAGUGAGUAAACCACUUUAAUAUGGAGUCAAAGUAUAUUGAACUAGAUGACAAUGUCUUAAAUCAAAUCCUGAAAACUGAAACUGAUCUACGUGACUACUCGCAAGAAGUAGAAAGCACUUUGAAAAAUCACGAAAACCUCGCUAUCGACAAGUAUAUCAAGUCUGGCGAACACAUAGUGACGUUACACAAAAAUUUAAAUGAAUGUGAAGAUAUAUUGGAACAUACCGAGUCGGUUUUAUUUACAUUUCAAGAGGAACUGCAAAAUAUAACCAACGAAAUCAAUAGAUUACGACACCGAUCCAUUGUCAUGGCACAACAGCUUUGCAACAGACAAUCAGUAAAAGGUCUCAUGCAUCAAUUUAUUGAAGAUGUAAUUGUGUCUGAGAGUCUUAUAUCUGCUAUUACUACGUGUUCUGUUACCGAUGAGAAAUUUUCGACACACUUGUCAUUAUUAAACUAUAAAAUUUUAUUUGUCGAUGAGCAAAACUUUAAAGAUGUAAAAUCACAAAACGAUGUAAAAGAUGUUAUCGACAGCUUGAAAAUUACAGCCAUCACUAAAAUACACCAUUUCAUUCUUGAACAAAUAAAUAAGUUCAAAAAACCUACAACUAAUUAUCAUAUACCUCAAAAUACCUUAUUUGAGUAUAAAUUUUUGUAUGAAUUUUUGCUUAAUCAUAAUUCCACAAUAGCUCAUGAAAUAUUUAACAAUUACGUAGAUGCUGUAAGUAAAGUAUAUUAUACUUAUUUUAAAUCCUAUCUAAGCUACUUGCAGAAAUUUCAAAUCGAAGAAGCUGCUACAAAAGAUGAUUUAUUAGCUGUCGAGGAUUCAACGUCUCGGUCAAUAUUUCAAAAGUCGAUGAAAAAAAAUACAGUAUUUACAAUCGGCAAUAGAGCUAAUGUCUUAAACGAAAUUGAUUCUUCAAUUAUUAUUCCACACCAAAACCACCUUACAAAUUUAUCGUUUGAAACGGUGUUUCGCUCAGUUCAGUAUGCUCUUGUAGAUAAUGCUUGUCGUGAAUAUAAAUUUGAUUGCGAAUUUUUCAAAGUUGAUCAACCUACAGCUCAAGGAUAUUUUUCACAAAUAAUGGGAAAAACUCUUGGAUUGCUCAUAAAAGAUUUGGAAAAUUUUGUAGAAAAUUGUUAUGAUGCUUUAGCAUUGUUUUUGUGCGGCCAGUUAAGUAUGCGUUAUCAGGCUCUUUGUCAGAAGCGAUUAGUGCCCGUUCUUGUUCAGUAUUGGGACACUAUGCUAGCAAUGAUUGGAACUCGUUUCAGAUUCAUAUUAAAACGUCACAUCCGAAGUGUUAAGGACUAUGAUAUAUCUAAAUUUAACAAAGAGAAAAAACCACAUUUCAUCAUGAGACGUUACGCUGAACUUGUAUCGGCUAUAGUUUCGUUCAGUGAAAACAAUAAAUGUGAACCGAUACUCAUUGGCAGUUUAACCGAAGAAGUUUUAGGAUUUGUUUUGCGUCUCGCUUCUAUGUUUGCCACGCGCAAAGACCGUUUGAUAUUUUUAAUCAAUAACUACGACUUGGUGUUGCGUAUCUUGAUGGAACGGAUUAGAGAAAACACUUUUGAAGUGGAAAGAUUCAAAGAAGAAUUAUCAGCCAGAAGUAAAGACUAUGUGGAUGAAGUACUGCAUGUGUAUUUUGGAGGAAUGAUGGAAUUUGUUACAGAUUCUGAAAAUGGCCGAGAUACAGAUUCAGACUCCAGACAGUUGGGAUUGGCUAAGACAUUGGAGUCUACCUGGAAAAUGUCUCUAGAAGAGAUCAAUAAGGAGAUACUUCCAUCGUUUCCAAAUUUAACAACGGGUGCAUCUCUAUUGCAACUGGCCUUUUCACAGUUUAUUGAAUACUAUCAUCGAUUUCAAAAAGCCCUACUACCUCCUAAUAAAGCGCAAUUACCUAACAUUCAUGUAAUCAUGAUAGAAAUUAAAAAAUAUAAAACAAACUAUUAAAUAUUAUAAGAAGUUGUUAUUAAUUGUUUAAAGAUAUAUUUUUAUUAUUAAAUGCUAAAUUUUAUAAAAAAAAAAAAUUGUAAUAAAUGUAUUUUACUUUCAAGAAAGUACACAAUAUAAAUCUAUUUUAAUUAUCAUUUACCAUCUUUGUGUAUUCCUAAAAUGAGUUCUA
Molecule: messenger RNA, 2344 nt
Organism: Adelges cooleyi (spruce gall adelgid)
Lineage: Eukaryota; Metazoa; Arthropoda; Insecta; Hemiptera; Adelgidae
Gene: Vps52
Product: vacuolar protein sorting-associated protein 52 homolog
Exons: 1
Coding region: 238-2172 (644 amino acids)
Biological process (GO): Golgi to vacuole transport; endocytic recycling; retrograde transport, endosome to Golgi
Cellular component (GO): GARP complex
Molecular function (GO): syntaxin binding
Source: RefSeq, a predicted model, not a curated record